This is a messenger RNA of Saprolegnia parasitica CBS 223.65, 1683 nucleotides long. RefSeq lists its product as hypothetical. NCBI's taxonomy places the organism in Eukaryota, Oomycota, Saprolegniomycetes, Saprolegniales, Saprolegniaceae. The record is from RefSeq and is a predicted model, not a curated record. Bases 248 to 1609 code for a protein of 453 amino acids. The transcript has 4 exons.
CGCUUCGUUUCUCAAAGUGUCAACCGUGCCGCUCACGGCCUACAUCUCCGAGUAUCUUCCGUGGACAGGCAAGCUCUCGCCGCCCCUCUCGUACGCCAACUACACCGAUUUCGUGUCGACGGAGCUCGACCGCAGCCGCGCAACGUACUCGAACACAACGAUACCGGAUGGCAAUUUGUACCUUGUGGACAAGCCCAACAACGCCCAAGUGGCCCGCGCGCUUCUGCACUUGGGGCAACCGCCCAGUAUGUCGUUCUCUACGUGCUUUAACACCCAGCUCCCAGGUCUUCCGGGGCUCGUGUUUUACACCAACCGCACCAUGGAGAUGCUCUGCGUGGCCAUGACGGCACCGAACGCGAGUGCUAUCGACUGGGCCGCGCAAGGGUCGUGCUUUCAAGCCACGCUGUGCACACUCUCGACGGGCCAUGUGUGCUUUUGGCUUCUACCUGGCAACGUUGUCCACCGAGAAAGCACAGAUGCAACGGCCAUGACACUCACUUAUGUCUACUACGAGUCGCGGUUCGGUCCGUGGAUCUGGUUCAAGUUUGGCUACCGCAUUGCGUCGACGCUCUUUGUGUGGUAUCGGCUCUGGCACGGGUACUACAAGCACGUGUGGGCGCUGAAGAGGGUCUUGCAAGGGCGAGGGCACCGCGCGACGCUGCCGAGCGGCGUCUGGUCGUACGAGUUCGUGGUUGGGGACCCAACCGCCAUCAUUCUUAUGGACCCCUCCGUCGCGACGUUGUAUUUCUUGGAUAUUUGGCUCAGCGUCACCAACCUCGCGGUUGCGAUCAUGCAAGUCGCGCAGUCGGGCAGCCUCGAACAUGUGUUUCGAAGCACAUGGUACCUUUCCCGCACCGUGUGGUUUGCCUAUUGGAGCCUCUGCCUCGUCUCGUAUGGUCUCAAGCGCUUUCAUAAGGAGCAUGUGUUUGCGGACGUGGAUCCGACGGUUUUGGCGAUUGCCGUCAUGGUCUACGGCCCACUGUUGACGUGGAUGAACGGACACAUUCCGGUCUUCACGUGGCUGUACCAAUGGACGUUCACCGUUGGUGUGCCGACCGCAUCGGCCAAUCACGUGAUCGAGUCCUGUCUCGGAUGCAUCGUCUAUGUUCAAUUGAUCGCGAGUAUUCCGCUGCUUUAUGGUCUCACCACCCCGUACUUUGACACGGCCAAGCGCGCAAAAAAGAAAAAGACUGAGAUCGAUUAUGCUAGUUUUUACUACAACAAUAUCAAGAACCGAGUCGCCUUGGGCACUCUGCGACGUCGCCCGCCCCGGCAAACGGCGCGCGGUGGCACCGUGCACGCAAUCAUGGAGGCAUUUCCGCAGCUCAAGGCCACACCGACCAUCAACUUGCGCGCGACCGACUGCUUUGUGCUGUGCUAUUGCGACGGCCAGCUCUACGAGCGCUUGCGAGUGAGCUUGCUGCAGUGCUUAGACCGACGCAACGCCGACAAAGUGAUCGCACACAGCGCCGAGCCCUCCGAGUUUGUCGUCAACCUCUUGCGCCCGGCCCCGUUAUUUGCUCUUCGGGACAAAGGCGCGGGGUCUGCACCGCCAAACAAGCCGUACGCGAUGCAUCGAGCGGCCUCACCAUCCGUGUGGUGCAUCUAAUAGCGCUUACGUUACUUGCUUUGCAGCCUACAUACUACCGUAAAUUUGCUGUCGAGUCAACAAGUGCUGUGGUG